CUUUCUAGGGUUUGUUUUUCAUUUUUACAAGAAGAUGAUACAGCUAUACUACUCGGCGAUCUUCGCCGAGAUGAUGGCGAUUCUGAUCCUUCUCUUCAAAACCCCUCUAAGGAAACUCGUUGUCAUGUCAAUAGACCGCCUCAAACGUGGCACCGGUCCUCUCGUCGUCAAAACCGUAGCCGGUGUCGUCUUCCUCAUGAUGUCCAUCACUAUUUACACAAUCACUGAUAUUAAUAGUCGUCCGCUAGAACUCUUGAAUCCCACCGACCAGAUUAUCCAAGGAAGAGCCAUGCUUGAAGCUUCUUUAAUGGGGUUCAUGUUAUUUAUGCUGUUGAUGGUGGAUAGACUUCAUCACUACAUUAGAGAACUGAGGUUGUUAAGAAAGGCAAUGGAGGCAAUCAAGACUCAAAACCAUGGGGGAGAUGAAGGAAAAGGUUUGAAUCCUGAGGAGAUUAAAGUCUUGGGAGAACAGGUAUCAACACUGAAAGGAAAGAUCAAACAGUUGGAAUCUGAAUCGACAGAAAAGGGGAAGGAAGUGAAAGCUGCAGAAGCAGGGGCAGCUGCUCAGAAAAAUCAAAUUGAAGAUCUUCUUUUGGACUAUGAUCGUUUGUUGAAGGAGAAUCAAAGCCUUGGAGAAAAGCUUCAGUUGCCACUUGAUAAAACUGUCAAGAAGAACACAUGAAG
Molecule: messenger RNA, 684 nt
Organism: Impatiens glandulifera
Lineage: Eukaryota; Viridiplantae; Streptophyta; Magnoliopsida; Ericales; Balsaminaceae
Exons: 2
Coding region: 35-682 (215 amino acids)
Biological process (GO): intracellular protein transport; endoplasmic reticulum to Golgi vesicle-mediated transport
Cellular component (GO): endoplasmic reticulum membrane; endoplasmic reticulum
Source: RefSeq, a predicted model, not a curated record